AGGUUGAAAGCACAAAUUCCAGAGUUAAAAUCGUCUCUGAAUAUUAUUUCUUAUUUAGAGCACCUUAAGAAAUCAGGUUCAACAGUUGAAAGUCAUUACCAACUGAACGAUUCUCUGUUUUCUAAGGCCAAAAUCAAACCAACUAACAGUGUUUGCUUGUGGCUAGGUGCGAAUGUUAUGCUUGAGUAUGAUAUUGACGAAGCAAGGGAGCUUUUGCUAAAGAAUCAAGAAACAGCCGUAAAAACGCUCUCUGCAGUAGAUGAUGAUUUGGGCUUCAUCAGAGAUCAGACGACGACUAUUGAAGUCAACAUGGCUCGAGUUUACAACUGGGAUGUGAAAAAAAGACAAAAAGAUAAAUCUUCAUGA
Helobdella robusta is the source of this 366-nucleotide messenger RNA. RefSeq lists its product as hypothetical. Gene Ontology annotation, molecular function: tubulin binding. The transcript is spliced from 4 exons. Gene Ontology annotation, biological process: tubulin complex assembly; protein folding; microtubule-based process. Gene Ontology annotation, cellular component: prefoldin complex; cytoplasm. The annotation marks the transcript as partial. The record is from RefSeq and is a predicted model, not a curated record. Lineage: Eukaryota; Metazoa; Annelida; Clitellata; Rhynchobdellida; Glossiphoniidae.